AUGACUCAGUACAUGAUCGCGACUAUACGCUGGGUUGACUGCCUGCGCGAGGAAGCGCUGGUCAAAUGUGCGUCACAAGAUGUCAUCGCAGCGCUUGAGGAAGUUGAGGCAGCGCGCAGAGAUGAACUUCACACUGCGAACGAGCGAUGUGAACGCUCCAGAAGUCGACGCGACAGAAAGAUCCAGGUCCGUGGUUCAAACUGCGUAGUACGUCUGCACUCUGAACCAGUUAUAGAAUACAAGCCUAUCGAAGACCACACCCUCGAAGCUCUCACCGCCGAACAAGACGAUGUCCAGGCCGAAGUCAGCCCGACUCUAUUGACACGCGCACCGAGAUCAAGCGCCCCAUCUCAAGAGCGAGAUCACCUGGAAGGAGGCAGAGCAGCACACGGCGCAGCUCAAUCAGAGCUGAACGACCUCAGCGAUAAGUGGAAAGAGUACGGGAGAGACGAUGGCAAGCUCAACACCAAUCUGACCCCUGCAAGCGAGGAACUGAGAAGGCGGAGCGCACCCCUGCCGACAUGA
Molecule: messenger RNA, 525 nt
Organism: Schizophyllum commune H4-8
Lineage: Eukaryota; Fungi; Basidiomycota; Agaricomycetes; Agaricales; Schizophyllaceae
Exons: 1
Coding region: 1-525 (174 amino acids)
Source: RefSeq, a predicted model, not a curated record